Messenger RNA from Erigeron canadensis, 1275 nucleotides. Its product is annotated as protein ANTAGONIST OF LIKE HETEROCHROMATIN PROTEIN 1-like. Lineage: Eukaryota; Viridiplantae; Streptophyta; Magnoliopsida; Asterales; Asteraceae. The transcript has 3 exons. The record is from RefSeq and is a predicted model, not a curated record. Bases 1 to 1275 code for a protein of 424 amino acids.
AUGGAUCCUCCAUCACCCUCUUCAUCCGAUGAUUCAAUCGAUCUCGAAGACGCUAUUCUUAGUACCGUUGCUUUGACGGUUACUACUAUGAUUCAAGCCGCGGAAGACGAGGAAGAUCAACUUUCGCCUAGAAGAAGAACGGUUCUGGAACGUCGACGUGAAGAGGCAUACGCGCGAUUGGUCCGCCUUUACUUUGUCGAGCGCCCCGUAUUUGGCUCGAGAGAUUUUAGACGGCGCUAUCGUAUGAGCAAGCGGCUAUUUUUGAGAAUUACAAAUGAUUUAGAAGAAAGGUAUCCAUAUUUUCAACAAAGAAUGGAUGCUCGUGGGAAGCUGGGUUUCAUGCCGAUACACAAGACUACCUCCGCGCUUCGUCAAUUAGCAUAUGGGUGUAGCGUCGACUUGUUUGACGAGCAUUUGGAGAUGUCGGCUAGGACUUCCCGGGAGUCGCUAAUUUAUUUUUGUAAAGGUAUAAAUGAAUUGUAUGGAACGACAUACCUACGGAGACCUACAUCUAUGGAUCUUGAGCGAAUAUACGAUGUGCAUGAGCAGCUUCAUGGUUUCCCUGGUAUGAUCGGUAGUAUUGAUUGCAUGCACUGGCCAUGGGAGAUGUGUCCAACCGCAUGGCGCGGUUCGCACACCAGAGGGGAUGUUGGUAGACCAUCAUUGAUGCUUCAGGCGGUUGCGUCUACUGACUUGUGGAUUUGGAAUGCAUAUUUUGGUCAGCAGGGGUCCAACAAUGACAUCAACGUGUUUGAGGCGUCCCCAGUCUUGGAAGAAAUUAUAUCUGGCAUGGCACCUACAGAUGGCAUCUACCCUGAGUAUUCCACAUUUGUGAAGACUUUUACUGACCCGAUUGAUGAAAAGAGAAAAUACUUUAAGAAAAAACAAGAAUCGGCGCGAAAGGAUAUCGAGAGAGCAUUCGGGGUUCUUAAAAAGCGUUGGAAAGUUGUUAGUUUUCCCUCACGGUUUUGGGACAAGCAGAGGAUGCAUGACGUGAUAUACGCGUGUAUCACCCUACAUAACAUGAUAUUGGAGGAUGAAGAUAAAGCUUUUUGUCAAAACUUCAACGAUGAAGACCCGACACUAGACCCGGCGUAUUGGGAACAACAAACUUCAAUGGAGCAACGGAUCGCGAAUUCACAAGCCGUACGAAAUAGCCAAACCCACAACAUGCUCUCAGCGGAUUUGGUAAAUCAUCUUUGGGAAAACAAGAGAGGAAAUCAUCCACCAUACGUGCCGCUGGAAGUCGAUGACUACUUUAGCGAUGAUGAUUAG